AGCAUUGUUAAGACAAUCCAUCCUCUCCGCUCUUCAGGUUUGAAUCAUAUGUUUUGCAUUUCAGAAGAACCAGAUGGAUUAAAAUAUUUUCUGGGAUUUGCUCAAUUUUAGCUAAAAUGAAUUAUGAGGAUAGCAUCAUGUUUUGUUUUAAAAACAAAAAUCGUUCGGCAUUCUGGCAAAAUCACAUCCAUAGUGCAUCCAUAAUAAAUCCUGGGAAGAGAUGGUGGACCAUUGCCUUGACUGCUUGCAGUCCAUGUGAUGAUGUUGUCCCCUCAGAAGGAUUAGGCUAAAGGGAUGUUUACAGUGACCGAGUUCAAAUGGUUGACAGAUCCUCAGACAGCCUACCGCAUUUUAAAGCCAUGGUGGGAUGUUUUCAGUCAUUAUAUCUGCAUGGUGAUGCUCUUGAUUUCUCUGCUAGGGGGAACGCUCCAAAUUGCUCAGAAUAAAAUGCUAUGUCUUCCCUGCAAGGUAAUUGUCAACAACAAUUGCAAGGCCCCCUGGGAGAGUAAUACCAGCACUCCAGCAAAUAAAACUCCUGUUAUGAAUGGGAUAAAAAAUCUUCUUGACAGGCAACAGUACUCAUAUAUCGAUGCUGUGUGUUACGAGAAGGAGCUUCAUUGGUUUUCCAAGUUCUUCCCCUACCUGGUGCUCUGGCAGACUCUGCUCCUUUUGAUUUGCAGCAACUUCUGGUUCAAGUACCCCAGCACCAGCUCCAGGCUCGAACACUUCAUCACCAUCCUCCACAAGUGCUUCGACUCCCCGUGGACGACCCGUGCUCUGUCUGAGGCAGUUGAGAUCAGCGGAGAGAAGCACCCUUAUCGCAAAAGCAAAGAAGUACCCAAAGUAUCUUUCUCUACCACGACUUUUGAAUCGAAAUUGUUGGUGAGCAGAGUGGAGCCCAACUUAGCUGAUGCCAAUGAGAAGACUAUCCUGGAUCGAAAGGAAGGGGAGCAGGCAAAAGCCAUCUUUGAAAAGGUGAAGAAGUUCAAAGCACAUGUUGAAGAAAAGGACAUUAUCUACAAGCUGUACAUGAGACAGAUUAUUAUCAAAGUCAUUAUAUUCAUUUUUAUCAUUUCAUAUAUUCCCUAUUAUAUUAUUGAGAUGAACUUUGAUAUCACUUGCAAGGUUGACAUACAGAUGUUCACGGGAUAUCAACAAUAUCGUUGUGUCCAUUCCUUGGCAACAAUAUUUAAACUCUUAGCAUCCUUUUAUGCAGUACUGGUUGUGUUACAUGGAUCUCUUAGUGUCUAUAGUCUAUAUUGGAUGCUUAGACGCUCACUGAAGAAAUAUUCUUUUGAAACUGUUCGUGAGGAAAGUAGCUACAGGGACAUUCCGGAUAUUAGGAAUGAUUUUGCCUUCAUUCUUCACCUUUCAGACCAGUAUGAUCCAUUGUAUUCAAAGCGAUUCUCAGUCUUCCUUUCAGAGGUCAGUGAAAACAAGUUGAAACAGAUUAACCUUAACCUGGAGUGGACAGUAGAGAGGCUAAAGCAUAAACUACAGAAGAACUCUCAGGACAAAACAGAGCUGUACCUGUUCAUGUUAAGUGGACUCCCAGAUGCUGUAUUUGAGCUGAAAGAACUUGAAACUCUUAAACUAGAUCUUCUAACUGAAGCCAAAUUCCAAACAGCCAUGUCUCAGCUUACCAACCUUAAAGAGUUACACCUUUACCAUACACCAACCACUGUGGACCCACAAGCACUGAAUUGUUUGUCUGAAAAUCUGCAUACAUUGCACAUCAAGUUUACUGACAUGGAUAAAGCCCCACGCUGGAUAUUUAAUCUAAAGAACCUGACAGAACUUCAUUUAACUGGUAACUUAAAAAUGGAAAAGAAUCAUUUUGUGUCUUUAAGUGGGCUGGAGAAUCUAAAGAAUCUAAAAGCACUCUACUUGAAAAAUAGCCUUCCUCACAUUCCAGCAAUAGUAACCGGCUCAGGACUCCUCUUAAACAAACUGUCCAUUGACAACGAAGGUACCAAACUUACGGUGUUCAAUACCUUGAAGAAUAUGGUAAACCUCACAAACCUUGAACUCCUUAACUGUGACCUAGAGCGCAUUCCACAUUCUAUUUUUAGCUUGUACAAUUUACGUGAAAUUGAUCUGAAAGGCAACAGACUUAAGACAAUUGAAGAAAUUAUUAGUUUCCAGCACCUGAAAUGGCUUUCUUGCCUCAAGCUAUGGCACAAUGCUAUUGCAUACAUACCUGUUCAAAUUGGGACACUGGUAAAUCUGGAACAGCUGUACCUCAACAAUAACAGAAUUGAAAACAUACCACCUCAACUUUUUUUAUGCCACAAAUUACGGCUUUUGGACUUCAGCAAUAAUCACCUGACUGCUAUUGGUGACGAAAUCAGUGAACUGAAGCAUUUACAACAUCUUAAUGUCUCCAGUAACAAUCUGGAAACCUUACCCAAUGGACUAUUUCAUUGCUUGAGUCUGCGGACGUUGCUUGUGGGAAAGAACAGCCUGACAACACUAUCACCUCUAGUGGGUGAUUUAGAGAACCUUGUACAUUUGGAUCUUGUUGGCAACCAGUUUGAGUUCCUGCCUGCAGAAUUGGGCAAAUGUAAUCUUAAACCAGGUGGUCUUGUUGUGGAAGAUUCGAUCCUUAAUUCAUUACCCGCAUUUGUAAGAGAACGUUUGAUAAAAAAUGACUCAGAACAAGGGUAAUCAGUUUGAAAUGCCAAAAAACUGACUGGUAUUUGCAGCAGUGGAGAUUAUGGGAAGAAGUAUUCAACAAAAAUGUUGUCGGUAAGGACCUUGGCUCACUAAAAACCAACAGAUAUCAGCUAUCAGACAGUUAUCUUAUGGUCUCCAAACCAGCAUAUGCAUUAUAAAUAAGUGACUAAUUUGGACUUGCAUGUGAAUAAAGUGAUUCCUGAGAGGUAGAGCAUAAACGGCAGAAAAGAAAGGAAUUGAAUAUUGAUCAAGAAACCAAAAGCAACAAAUAUUGUGAUGUUGAAUUAAUCACCCUCAUUCUAAGCAAAAUGAGUUUGGUGAUUGCUGUUCUUUCUUGUUGCGUUUAUAGGAGAUAUAAAUUUGCACAUUGUACAGUUUGGGAAUCUGUGGGUAGGGGAUUAUUUUCGGAUUUGAUGAAUAACUAUAUAAAAUGUUAAAUAAAAGUAAAACUGCACUUUAAGGGAUGGUUUCACAUCCUGAAUUUUGCUUCUUUUCAGGUGAUUGUUUUCAUAACAAGGCCGAAACCCACUAUUUUACAAUGAUUAGUCAGUAAUUAUAAGUGAUGGGAAAAGUUAAACUGUCUGUUUCUUUUUACUCUAACAGUUUAGGUUUUUUUUAGACUUGGAACAUGUUCUGACUUUGGAAUGUAUUGCCAUUGCAUUCUUUCAAGGAAAUAUUUAUAUUAGUAUGUGCAAAGUUUACUAUUCUUCAAAAUAUCUUGAAAAUAUUUGCCCACUUUCUUUGCACUGUUUGAGGUAACAAAACUUUAUGACUGUAUACAGGCUGAUUGUUUAAGUCACAUAAACAUUUUAUCCAUUGCAUUGUCCUGUUUGGUCUCCCAACGUGAUCCUCCCUUUCAAAUAAAAUUGCAUUUCCUUUCACUACUUUGCCCAGUUCCUAUAACCCGUGUACAUAUUCCUUUCUGGAAUCCUUUGAUGGUACAUUCCAUUGUCACAGGGCUUCCAGACUCGUGGGCAGUUCAAAUUUAAAGUGUCUCAAUUGAUUGAGGUGCAAUAGUCUUGGGGAUAUCAGGUAACAUUGGUUCACAAACUUGAUGGACGAAGGAGAAUAUAAGUAAAGCUUUCAUUUCUGGGCCAGAAUCCCCAAUGUCCCACUUUCCAUCUGUGGGACAGUCAUUACAGACAGUUGGAAAAGAAUGUUUUUUUUAAAUGAUUCAUACUUAAACAUAUGAUGGUCAGGAACUCAAACCACAUGUAAAAGUGACCUAAAGGGCAAAAUUUUCACUCCGUGGGUGGUGUGCGUAUGGAAUGAGUUGCCAGAGGAAGUGGUGGAGGCUGGUAUGAUUACAACAUUUAAAAGACAUCUGGAUGGGUACAUGAAUAGGAAGGGUUUAGAGGGAAUUGGGCCAAACCUGGCAAAUGGGACUGGAUUAAUUUAGGAUAUUGGCUCGGCAUGGGCAAGUUGGACCGAAUGGUCUGAGUCCAUGCUGCACAGCUCUAUGUUUGGAGAGGAAAAUAAGAACAUUAGGUUUAUCAGUGGGUUUAUCAGCAACAGGCAAUAAAGAAACCCAGCCUGAGGAACACAAGUUAUACUGUAAGUGAAUGGUGGCAGUGAGUGAGUUGCCACUGGGGCUGGAAGCCAGAGGUUUUAACAGUGGCCAUACUUUUUGCCAGGUUGAUGGGCCAUGCCUUUUGCUGGAAUUAGACUGGGGCUGGUCUGUUAUUUUGUAAACAUGCAUGGUAUUCCCUCGUGUCUGUCAUGUUAUGCCAAUUUAAAUAUUGUGGCACAUGUGUGAAAUUAAU
Stegostoma tigrinum is the source of this 4439-nucleotide messenger RNA. RefSeq names its product volume-regulated anion channel subunit LRRC8B-like. The transcript has 3 exons. Gene Ontology annotation, molecular function: protein binding. The record is from RefSeq and is a predicted model, not a curated record. Bases 295 to 2667 code for a protein of 790 amino acids. NCBI's taxonomy places the organism in Eukaryota, Metazoa, Chordata, Chondrichthyes, Orectolobiformes, Stegostomatidae.